UCCAGCUGCCCAGCCUGCAAUGACCAAUCCAUCCAUGGGAUACCCAGACGGUGGACUUUGGCUGUUGGGCUACUGAACAUAUUUGCAUUUAAUAGAACACUACUGAACUAGUUCUUUUGGGAUUUGUUUCACUUAUGGUUACUGAGUAUGGAAACAACGCGUGGCAUAUUUUGGGGAGAAAUCGUACUGGUACUCCUUUCUGUCUGUAAAGUUUCCACAGGUCUGCACUUUCCACUGAAUGUCUACACUGAGAACAUUUACAUCGGGCAGCCUGCAGGGUCGCCCGUGCUUCAGGUCCACUCCAUGCGGGACACGGACUCGGAGAGGCCGCACUUCUACCUGUGCUGGCAGAAUCCCAACAGGCCCCCACACUACGCGUCCUGGUUCCACAUGGACGAGUCCUCGGGCAUGAUCAGCAUGAACAAAACACUGGAGUGGAGCGACUUCGCUUUUUACCCCAUGGGAUCCUUCAAGAAGCUCAGCCUAAAGGCUUUUGUCGCCUACGAGCCAGUGCAGAGAGUCAGCUGCUACCUUCGGCCAACCGUGGAGAUCAGCCUCAUCCUCAUCAAUACCACAGCGCCCCCUUGUGACCAGAUCAAGCUGGAGUCACUCUGUUUCCCUGACAAGGAAGUGACUCCUCACAUCACAGAGAACCGUCUGCCGGGGCCUCUGUACAAGCUGAGGAGGCUGGCCAGGUCCCACCUGUGCCCAAAUUACACCAUCAGCUACGGACUUGAUGCAGACGACCCUAUUCCGUUUGAGGUGGACGACACCACCUCUGAGCUGCUGGUGACCCGGCCGGUGGACAGGGAGGAGCGGGAGGUGUACCGCAUGCAGGUGGUGUGCAUGGUGGAGACCAACGAGACCAUACACAAACUCUUCCUCCCAAUGCACGUGAACGUCUACGAUGAGAACGACAACGCACCGUACAUAAACGGCACGGACACCGGGGACGUGGUGGUGGAGUUCAAUCGAAUGAAAGGAGCCGUUUUUGGCAACUUGACUGUUUACGACAGAGACACCACGCCCGUCUACCCCAAAGAUCAUAUUCAGAACAAACUUACAGGCACCAUGCUCACAAACGACACCUGGAUCAAAAACACGUUCUCUGUGGCCCAUUCCCUCAGAGAGGAAAAGGCCAUGUUUGGCAAUGUGCGGGGCACCGUCCAUGAGUACAAGCUGACCCUUGCCAGGGACCUGUCUGUCACGGAGAAUAGAUCCUUCCAGUUGGAUUAUCUGUUGACGGACAGGACAUUUACUGGUGGGAAUGGGAGCGUAAUACUACACUUCAACGUGUCCAUCCUGCCUGUGCCCAUUCGCUUCACCAACAUCAGCUAUGUGUUCAACAUCUCAAGAAAAUCCACUGUUUACUCAAAGAUCGGUAAGGUGUGUGUGGACAACUGCCAGAAAUUUCAGGGCAUUGAUGUGGAAUACCAGCUGGAGAUUGUGGACAGGAAUGCGUCUGUGGACCUGCAGCCAUGCUACGCAGCAGUGGGCAUUGUCCGCAGUCUGAGGGAAGUUUCGGGGGUGCUGUUUGUGAACGACACUGAGGUGUUUCGCCGGCCAGAAUGCCAGGAGCUUCAGUAUGUUGUGGUUGCCCAAGAGCAGCAACUGCAACUACAGGCCAGGACCCAGCUGAUUGUCAUCUUUGAAGAAGAAUAUAAGCUGGACUCUUCGGAGCAGCGUAUUCUGUCAUGUGCGGAAAAGAAGAAACAAGGGGAAUGUGAGGCAUUCCGGGGAUUGGGAACGCCGACUGGGAGAUGCCAGUGGAGACAAAGCACAGAGAAAGGCAUAUCCCAGAAUUACUCCACCUGUUCUCCCGAUCUGCGGACGUGUCCAGAUGGGUUCUGUGAUGCAGUGGAGAGUAAAGACAUAAUCAUAUGCCCUCAGGACUGCACAAGAGAAAUUGUUGGUGGCCAUGAGAAAGGGCUGAUGUUUGGAAUCAAAGCUGGCUAUGGAACCUGCUACUGCUAUUCCGAGCGGUGCUUCUGCGAAAAGGAUCCUAUAGAGGAGGCCAUGUGUGAUGACGUCUGCAAGACCAUCAUCGCCACGGCCGUGCUCCUCUCCUUCGUCCUCUCCAUCCUCCUCUCCUCCUACUUCAUCCAUCGCUACCACAAGAGCACGCCCAAACCGCCCAUUGCCUCCGCCGAGAUGACCUUCCGCCGGCCCGCCCAGUCCUACCCCAUCAGCUACUCGGCCAAUAACGUGCGGCGAGGCUCUCUGGACUCAAUGGAGAACCAGGUGGCCAUCGACACGUUCAAAAUACCGGAGGAUCCAAAAUGGGAGUUCCCUCGUAAGAAUUUGGUGCUGGGUAAGACUCUCGGGGAAGGAGAGUUUGGGAAGGUGGUGAAAGCAACAGCCUUCCGACUGAAGGGGAAAGCUGGAUACACGACUGUUGCUGUUAAAAUGUUGAAAGAAAAUGCCUCUCACAGUGAACUGCGUGACCUUUUGUCUGAGUUCACCCUGUUGAAGCAGGUCAACCAUCCACAUGUCAUAAAGAUGUACGGUGCUUGCAGCCAAGAUGGUCCUCUGUAUUUGAUUGUGGAGUAUGCCAAGUAUGGGUCCCUGCGUAACUUCUUGCGAGAGAGCCGUAAGGUGGGCCCCAGCUACAUGGGCAACGAUGCCAAUCGUAACUCCAGUUACUUGGAAAACCCAGACGAGAGGGCACUUACCAUGGGCGACCUGAUCUCCUUUGCCUGGCAGAUUUCGAGAGGCAUGCAGUACCUGGCAGAAAUGAAGCUGGUGCACAGGGACCUUGCCGCAAGAAAUGUUUUGGUGGCAGAGGGGCGGAAGAUGAAGAUUUCAGACUUUGGUCUGUCACGAGACGUGUAUGAGGAAGACUCCUAUGUUAAGAGAAGCAAGGGUCGCAUUCCCGUCAAAUGGAUGGCCAUAGAGUCACUGUUUGAUCAUAUUUACACAACCCAAAGUGAUGUCUGGUCGUUUGGUGUGCUCCUGUGGGAGAUUAUGACUCUGGGAGGAAAUCCUUAUCCAGGCAUUGCACCCGAGCGUCUCUUUAACCUUCUGAAGACAGGCUACCGCAUGGAGAAACCAGAAAACUGCUCUGAAGAAAUGUACAAUCUGAUGCUCCGAUGCUGGAAACAGGAAUCAGACAAACGACCAACAUUCUCAGAGAUCAGCAAGGAGUUGGAGAAGAUGAUGGUGAAGAGCCGAGAUUACCUAGACCUGGCGGCAUCCACGCCGGCUGACGCGCUCCUGUACGACGACGCACUCUCCGAGGAGGAUACACCACUAGUGGACUGUAAUAACGCCCCUCUCCCUCGAAACCUCCCUUCCACUUGGAUUGAAAACAAGCUCUAUGGUAGAAUUUCCCAUGCAUUUACUCGAUUCUAGUGACAGAAAAAAACAUGAGUUGUCUUUUUUCUGGCAAUUUGUGCUUGGCUCUGUGUAGGGAGUGGGUGGUAACCGUGGUGAUAGUGGUGGCAUGCUAACCAGUGAUCUUCAGUCUUUAGUGACAAACUUUUUGAUUGUCUUUGAUAUGUGAAGGGGAGAAUCGGCUGUCUAAUUUUAACAUGGACCUGCUUCUGAUGUACGUGAAGCUUAAUAAAGUAACAGUGACAAACAUUUUGGAAACUGUACCAUUUUUAUUAUUUGCACUGGUUAAAUGGACUGUGGCUUUUAAUUAUUAUUACUUAAUAUUUAUUUUGUAUAUUUCAUGCCAGCAGUAGUACCUUUAUGACAUCACCACCAUAUGCAAUGUUUUAUUUUAAUUUUAGAAUACUUAUCUGCAAUAUAAAAAGGAAUACAUUCGAAACAGGUCCUAUGUAAGUCAGUUAUUUAUUUGGUUUGGAUUACAAACUGUCCUAUGAUUUCUGUACCUUUUUGUACAUAGUGAUUAAAUGUAUAUAUGGUUUCUGCAUUGCUGAACAGAGGAACAGUAAGGCUUUUCAACUGAAUUCUUCUGAAUAUGAACAUAAACAAAAAACAAAUUAAGAAAAAAUCUAGAAACAAUCAGUCGUAAGCCCUUAAAUGUAUUUAGCAAUAAUAUCAGACACAAUUCUUGUGAUUAGUCUUCCACUACAAGCCUCAUUUAGAGGAGUGAGCUUUAUUGAGCUUGCAUGUUCAAAACAAGGAAAUCAUGGCAGAUCUACAUUACAUAGUGCUUACCCGUAUAGUUUUUAAAAUGAUAUCUCUUUUGUCCACAUGUAGAGAUUGCAAUCACAUCAGGUUAUUCACCUCUAUAGUCCAAUUGACAAGACAUUGUCCUACACACCAUUAAGUCCACUUUAAUCAGAGAUUUUGUUGAGAGCCUUACUGUCUGUACUCUACAUGCCAGUCACCCUCCGUGCGGACAAAUGAUAUGUUCUCGUUUUUAGGCAUGUCAUACCCCAACUGGCCAGAGGGGAGCCCGGUACAGCUCAACAGACUUGAUGGCACUAACCCUGUCUUUUCAAGAUAUGCGAAUG
Messenger RNA from Alosa sapidissima (American shad), 4424 nucleotides. RefSeq names its product ret proto-oncogene receptor tyrosine kinase (gene ret). The coding region runs from base 148 to 3351 and encodes 1067 amino acids. Gene Ontology annotation, cellular component: membrane; axon; signaling receptor complex. Gene Ontology annotation, molecular function: ATP binding; calcium ion binding; transmembrane receptor protein tyrosine kinase activity. The record is from RefSeq and is a predicted model, not a curated record. Gene Ontology annotation, biological process: multicellular organism development; homophilic cell-cell adhesion; cell surface receptor protein tyrosine kinase signaling pathway. Lineage: Eukaryota; Metazoa; Chordata; Actinopteri; Clupeiformes; Clupeidae. The transcript has 19 exons.